UAUAUUUUAACGUGGAUGUGGAACUUUUUGGCACGUAAUAAGCAAGUGGCUGCCAUGAUGGGGCUGCUGACAGUGGUAGCCUUGGUGGUGAUAUAUUUGACGACAAGGGGUGGUGGUGGUCACAUCGAUGUCGAGCAUUUAGAAGUCGAAGCAGAGGAUGUAAGCGGUGACGCACAUAUUUUUUCCACUCACAGCCUACCAUCAGAUGACCGUUUCAUGCCAUCUAUAGGAAACGGUCAAAUCGCUACCAACGUGUUCAGUGAUACCGUAUAUAUGAAUGGGCUGUACAAUGGCCGUAAAGGCGAGAGUCGGAGGGCAAGAAUACCUGCAUGGGGAAAUAUAAGGCUGAAGUCAACAUUGACUAACCAUCCUUAUAGCCCCGUCUACAGCUUGAAUACCAAACAUGGCGUGUUUCAAGUUACAGUGGACAGAGAUAGAUCGGUCGUCACCCAACGAAUCUAUGCACAUAGAUAUUAUACAAGAACUAUUGUUAAUCAAAUACACGUUGAACCAAAAACACAUGCAGAUCCAAAUUUUGUCCAUCACGAGAUAUGGAUAGCAAUAAGUCAGAUGCCAGGCCCUGAAAGUAAAGAUAUCGCCUUCGAAUCACCGAUUCCUGAAAUCAUUGAAGACACUAUAGUAUGGAAAGCGUGUGGGAAGACAAGGGAAUCCGAAGACCCAGUAUAUCAGCCCCUGCCAGUAGACGUGUGUGCGUACUGGACGUCAGUACCUGACCAUCUCGUGGUACCACAUUUUAGAAGCAAGGUCUUCACAUUUGUUAUGACGGUGGACAAAAAUGAAACAUUUGCGAGAAAGGAAUUCGUUAAAAUAUUGCAGGAGGACGGUGAGGAAUUGUUCGAGAAGCAUGUUCAAUAUUGGGCAAGGCUCUACCAGGAAGGCGGGAUGGAGAUCGAAGGAAAUCUGCAAUUAGCUAAAAUAGUUAAUGGCAUAUGGUACUAUUUCUUGAGUUCGUUACCCUCUGAGGAAUCUUAUUUACCUCCGGACAGAUACUAUGGUCUCAGUCCAACCGGACUCGCUAGAGGAGGAACAUUCGACGAUUAUGAAGGACACAACUUCUGGGACACAGAAAUUUGGAUGUUCCCGUCAAUACUAAUGCUGUAUCCUCGAUACGCUCGCAAGUUACUUCAAUACCGGCUCGACAAUGUGUACGUCGCAUCUGAGCUAGCUAAACUUACUGGAAAUAAAGGAUACAGGUUUCCUUGGGAGAGUGCGUACACGGGUGUCGAAGUAACGCAACCGUGCUGUCCCGAUGUAGCGGAGUUCCAGCAACACGUGACAGGUUGCAUAUCGUUCGCGGCCAGACAGUAUCUGGCCGUGACCAGGGAUGAAGACUGGUUGAAGCAUGGUGGAUGUUCUAUUGUCACUAACAUCGCGGACUUUUGGGCUUCACGAGCCGUCAUCAACUACACGACGGGACUCUAUGAUAUUGAAAAUGUGAUGGGUCCAGAUGAAGAUCACAGCAACAUCACAAACUCCGUCUUCACUAACGUCGUCGCCGGUUAUUCUCUGUAUUUAGCGCAAUACGUAUCCUGUCUCUGCAAAUCUUACUACAUGGCGAAGGCUCCAGACCACUGGGCAGACAUAGCCUGGAGUCUGGCGAUGCCGUAUGACGAGAUCCUGGACUACCACCCACAAUACCAGGGUUAUAAGCGAGGGGAGUUCAUCAAACAGGCCGAUGCUAUCCUGCUUGGGUUUCCUCUGCAGUACCCUAUGAAUAUCUCAACUCGAGCGAACGACCUGAACUACUACGAGACGGUGACGCGCGGCACCGGCCCCGCCAUGACGUGGAGCAUGCACGCUGUCGGACAGCUCGACGUCGACGAUCCUCUGAAGGCUGCUAAACUGUUCAAUAAGACCUUUAAUGGCUACGUCAGAGAACCUUUUAAGGUCUGGAGUGAGCUCCAUCGUCCGCACGUGGGCGCGGUGAACUUUCACACAGCAAUGGGCGGCUUCCUGCAGGCGCUGGUGUUUGGGUACGGCGGGCUGCGGGUCACGCUCGACCACCUCGAGUUACGACACCCGCAACUACCACCUGAGGCUACUCGCUUUAAAAUCAAAGGUUUUAAGUACCUGGGAUCAAACCUGACGCUGGAUAUCGGUAUUACGGAAACAACUUUAACAGUUUCUUCGGUAGACGACAACUGGCCUCUCAUCAUGAACAAUGGAAAAUACAACGUAACAUUGGUUCCAGGAUUAACAGUAACUCUAGCCGGUGCGGGGCCGUUCACGAUCAGAUCAGUACCUUGGAAGAACUGCAAGCUGCCGGCGGACAAGAUAGGACAGAACUAUCUACGACCCAUAGGAUUAUAGACUUGCCAUGUAUUUACCAUAUAACAAAUAGACUGCUUCUAAUUAAAUAUAUUAAUAAAUUUA
This is a messenger RNA of Melitaea cinxia (Glanville fritillary), 2394 nucleotides long. Its product is annotated as protein-glucosylgalactosylhydroxylysine glucosidase. The record is from RefSeq and is a predicted model, not a curated record. Gene Ontology annotation, biological process: carbohydrate metabolic process. Gene Ontology annotation, molecular function: catalytic activity. The transcript has 14 exons. NCBI's taxonomy places the organism in Eukaryota, Metazoa, Arthropoda, Insecta, Lepidoptera, Nymphalidae. The coding region runs from base 16 to 2331 and encodes 771 amino acids.